CACGUCAAACGUCACAAACUUACUACAACUCGUCAGUGUCUUUGUCUGUUUAGUUUUUUCAUUUCUUCAGUCAUCGUCUUCGAAUACUUCAUCUAUGAGUUAUGUUGUUCAUAAUGUUUAAYUUGAUUGGUCUUAUUGGAAAUGAAGCUUCUUGAGGUUGAAUGAUAUUGAUCAAGUGUUUCACCGAAAACCUCUCUUCAUUAUAUAGUUAAUUUACCACUGCCACAUUCUAAUUGAAAUAGUCUCGAAAUGAAUCAACCAGAGCAAAAUCCUAGAUUACAAGACGUUUGUGAGGAAAUUGAUAAAGCUAGUUCGCCAAAUAAUACAACUUUCCAUAGUUUUAAUAAUACAGGAAUCAUUCCUGAAUCAGUCAUGGAAAACAGUGGUCUUAAUCGAGACCUUUGCGAUCCUGUAAAAUACUUUGAUYUACAACGCAUGAUGGUUGAUCAAAAUAAUAUAACGAUGGCUUUGAAAAUGUCCGAGUAUGAAAAAGCAUUAGCUGAAAGGGAUUACACUAUUAAAUCCUUGCAUACAAAUAUGAUCAAUUCUCAAAAUAAUAACUAUAUUCUAAAUAACCAGUGCAAGAAUAUAAUGGAAAAAACAAAGUCAGUAAAUGAUACCUGUAUCCGCCUAAAUACAAGUUUCACAAAUAUUUGUGAGCGUUUAAACAGACUUGGCGACACUGUAGAUAAUGCAAGAAUCAGACAAAAAGAAGUUAUGACAUUAGUAGAUCAAACUACUAGUACAUUUCAAGAAAAAAUUUUAAGUAUUUCAGAUACUCUUGAUGAGUCAUUAAAACAAGGUAUUAUUGUAGGCAUUAUUAUAUAA
Diuraphis noxia (Russian wheat aphid) is the source of this 828-nucleotide messenger RNA. RefSeq lists its product as uncharacterized. The record is from RefSeq and is a predicted model, not a curated record. Lineage: Eukaryota; Metazoa; Arthropoda; Insecta; Hemiptera; Aphididae.